This is a messenger RNA of Scleropages formosus (Asian bonytongue), 3643 nucleotides long. RefSeq names its product collagen alpha-1(XXVIII) chain-like. The record is from RefSeq and is a predicted model, not a curated record. The coding region runs from base 1 to 3612 and encodes 1203 amino acids. Lineage: Eukaryota; Metazoa; Chordata; Actinopteri; Osteoglossiformes; Osteoglossidae. Gene Ontology annotation, molecular function: serine-type endopeptidase inhibitor activity. The transcript has 36 exons.
AUGCUGCCAGCUCUGGUCUGGCUCCUGCUGCUGAUGGGACUCCACAAUGUUUUGGCUCAAGGCUACAGUGAGAAGAGAACAGAGGGGAAGAGGGUUAGAAGCAAGUUACAGACUGCUAACACAAUACAAAAGUAUGGGAAAGUCUCUCUUGCUUUUGCUUUAGAGGAGGACUGCAGCCUAGAGUUGGCAUUUCUGGUGGACAGCUCAGAAAGUGCCAAGGAAAACCAUAAGAAAGAGGAGAAGUUUGUCAUGGAUGUGGUGGACCGGCUAUCCAGUAUUAAGUUGAAGACGAGCCGAAGGCUGAGCUGGAGGGUAGCUCUCUUGCAGUUCAGCAGCCAUGUGAUCAUCGAGCAGACCUUCAAGCAGUGGAGGGGUGCAGAGAUAUUCAAGGCAUCCUCGGUCCCCCUCACUUACAUUGGCCAUGGCACCUACGCUACCUAUGCAAUCACAAACCUUACUCAGAUUUAUCUGAAGGAGUCAGGCCUUAACAAUGUCAAGGUGGCCGUGCUGCUGACUGAUGGCGUGUUCCACCCCAGGAACCCGGACAUCUUUGCUGCCACAGCCAACACCAAGAACCAGGGAGUGCGCUUCUUCAUAGUGGGCAUUACCCCAGCAGCCAAUGAGCCCAGCAACAUGGAGAAGCUGCGACUGCUGGCCAGCUCUCCGUCAUCCCGCUAUCUUCACAACCUGCAAAAUGCUGGCAUUGUGGAUACCAUUUUUAAGGAGAUUGCAGAGGUGGCUGAUGAAGGAUGUCCUUUGGCCCAGAAGUGCGCGUGUGAAAAGGGGGAGAAGGGCCCUCCUGGUCCAGCUGGAAAGAAGGGCCGUCCAGGUGAUGAUGGAGCCCCGGGUCCAAAGGGACAGAAGGGUGACAGAGGGCUGAGUGGACUUCCAGGUCGAGAGGGGUCAGAGGGAAAACCUGGUUACAAAGGAGAGAAGGGUGAGAGAGGAGAAUGCGGCACUCCUGGAAAUAAAGGAGACAGAGGACCAGAAGGUCCAGUUGGUACAAGAGGAACUAGGGGUCUACAGGGGGUUCCUGGCCAACAGGGUGACAUUGGGCCUGAAGGUCCUCCAGGGAAGAAAGGAGAACGAGGCUCUCCUGGUCCACCUGGCCUUCAGGGGGAAACUGGGAUUGGUCUUCCUGGACAGAAGGGUGACGUUGGGUACCAGGGGCGAGCAGGCCCUCCUGGCCCACCAGGUCUUGGUGAACCAGGCCUUCCUGGGCCUCAGGGACCUCCUGGGGCCCAGGGUGAAAAAGGACCACAAGGAGAAGGUCUUCCUGGACCAAAGGGGGAGCGGGGCCCAACUGGCCUGAAGGGCCCUCAGGGCCAGCCAGGCAUUGGAAUGAAAGGAGAAAAGGGAGAAAUUGGGCCACCAGGCCUACAUGGUCCCACUGGCCUGCCUGGAACUGGCAUCCAGGGUGAGAAGGGAACUGAGGGGCCUCGAGGGCCACCAGGAAGCAGAGGGCCUCCAGGAGAAGGAUAUCCUGGACCUAAGGGUGAUCAAGGGUUACCAGGAGAGCUUGGAGCCCCUGGGGAGAGAGGGAUUGGCGAACCCGGACCAAAGGGUGAUCCAGGGUCUCCAGGAUUAGGUGGUCUACCAGGACUUCCUGGAGAGGAUGGUGCUCCAGGGCAAAAGGGAGAGCCCGGAGUGCCAGGUUUGCGAGGGUCAGAGGGACCAGCUGGGGUUGGCACCCAGGGUGAGAAGGGAGACCAGGGCCAGAGAGGCGUUCGUGGGUUGCCUGGUCCUCCUGGCAUCACUGGGCCUUCAGGUGCAAAAGGAGAGCCUGGAACUCAAGGUCGUACUGGUAUGCCUGGACUUCCAGGCCGUUCUAUCCCUGGACCCAAGGGUGGUGCUGGUCCACCUGGAUCUCCUGGACCUAUUGGGGAGACUGGGUAUGGACUGCCUGGUCCCAAGGGAGACCACGGAAGCCCUGGGCCUCCAGGUCCACUUGGUCCAAAAGGUGAUGGCUACCCAGGUCCUCCAGGUCUUCCUGGACUCCCUGGACCUCCUGGUGAGCCAGGCCCUGAAGGAGUGGGUCUUCCAGGGCCAAAGGGAGAUAUUGGAUUCAGAGGAUUGCCAGGUCUUCCAGGGGCCCCUGGUGCAGGACUGCAAGGACUGCCGGGAGCUGUGGGACGGCCAGGUCCACCAGGUCCAGGAGGACCUCCAGGGGAGGGCCUACAAGGUCCGAAGGGUGAGCAGGGAUCCCAGGGUGUGACAGGGCCAAGGGGACCCCCAGGAGAAGGAUUCCCAGGAGUCAAGGGUGAUCGAGGUAUGCAGGGUGAGAGAGGGCUGAAAGGCUCAAAGGGUGGCCUUGGUGACCCUGGAGUUCCUGGCCAGCCGGGACAACCGGGGGUCAAAGGUGAAGCUGGUCUCACAAGAGAGGACAUUAUUAAAAUUAUCAAAGAGAUAUGUGGCUGUGGAAUCAAGUGCAAAGAGAGGCCGAUGGAGCUAGUCUUCGUCAUUGAUAGCUCAGAGAGUGUUGGCCCGGAGAACUUUGAGAUUGUGAAGGAUUUUGUCACGGCUCUAGUGGACCGUGUCACAGUGGGCCGCAAUGCCACCAGAAUAGGCCUGGUGCUCUACAGCCUGGACAUCCACCUGGAGUUCAACCUGGCCCGUUACAUGACCAAAGACGACAUCAAACAGGCCAUCAGGAAGAUGCCCUAUAUGGGCGAAGGCACCUACACAGGCACCGCCAUCCGCCGGGCCACCCAAGAGGCUUUCUACAGCACCCGCAGCGGGGUCCGCAAAGUGGCCAUUGUCAUCACCGAUGGGCAGACAGACAAAAGGGAGCCAGUAAAGCUGGACAUUGCUGUGCGAGAGGCUCACGCAGCCAACAUUGAGAUGUAUGCGCUGGGCAUCGUAAACACCUCUGACCCUACCCAGGCAGAGUUCCUGCAGGAGCUGAACCUUAUUGCCUCUGACCCUGACAGUGAACACAUGUAUCUUAUUGAUGAUUUCAACACACUUCCAGCUUUGGAGUCCAAACUUGUCAGCCAGUUCUGUGAAGAUGAGAAUGGUGCAGUGGUGUACAACCGCAUUGCAAACAAUUUUGGAAAUGGCUAUAGGAACAAUGGCUACAGCAACAGUGGCUAUGAGAGCACCAGGCUUCAGAAUCAAGGCCACGGAAGAGGGGACAGCCUACCUCUGCCUCACAGCCGUGACACAAGCACAUGUGAGAAUGAAGACGGAAGAGAGGUGAUCGUACAGACACCAGUUCAGGGAGGCAACAGUGUGGUCGUGGUGAAUGAGAUCAUGGGGUCCCCUCCUCCCAUCACUCCUGUAAGGGAAACUUUAAUCUCAGGUGCCACAGAUCCUUCCGCUUCUUCGUCAUCUUCAUUGUCAACAUCAUCCUCUUCUUCUACCUCAGUCUCCACAAAGCUCAAGCCUGCACCACGCCCUGCUCUGCCAAAGGAGUUUAUCCCUGCGGACCCUCACUGCGGCCUAAUCCUGGACCAGGGUCCCUGCCGUGAAUACAGCAUUCGCUGGUACUAUGACAAGCAGGCAAAUGCCUGUGCACAGUUCUGGUAUGGAGGCUGCGAAGGAAAUGAUAAUCGUUUUGACACAGAGAUGGAAUGCAACCAGAACUGUAUAGUAUCUAGAACAGGAGGCUAAAUGGGAUGGCGACAGAGCUUUUAUAUCUCAC